Rattus rattus (black rat) is the source of this 2239-nucleotide messenger RNA. RefSeq names its product DNA damage regulated autophagy modulator 2 (gene Dram2). Gene Ontology annotation, cellular component: lysosome. The record is from RefSeq and is a predicted model, not a curated record. Lineage: Eukaryota; Metazoa; Chordata; Mammalia; Rodentia; Muridae. The transcript is spliced from 8 exons. The coding region runs from base 164 to 967 and encodes 267 amino acids. Gene Ontology annotation, biological process: regulation of autophagy; photoreceptor cell maintenance.
UAUUUUCUCCAUAUAUCCAGGUGGUAGAAUAAAGAUACCAUCAAGAACUGGACUCUUUAAAGUCUUCCAUCACUAAUUCAAGGUUCAGACUCACAGCCUACAUGCUCUGAGAAACUAGAAGCCAAGGAAUUAACCUGAAGUUCACCCAGAAGACCUGUCUGAAAUGUGGUGGUUUCAGCAAGGCCUUAGCUUCCUUCCGUCGGCCCUUGUAAUUUGGACAUUUGCUACCUUUAUAUUCUCAUAUAUCACUGCAAUAACACUCCACCAUGUUGACCCUGCAUUGCCUUACAUCAGUGACACUGGGACAAUGCCUCCUGAAAGGUGCCUCUUUGGAGUAAUGCUGAAUAUCGCUGCCAUUUUAGGCAUUGCUACUAUCUAUGUUCGUUACAAGCAAGUUCAUGCACUGAACCCUGAAGAGAACCUUAUCAUCAAAUUAAACAAGGCUGGCCUUGUACUUGGGAUACUGAGUUGUUUAGGACUUUCUCUUGUGGCAAAUUUCCAGAAAUCAGCACUAUUUAUUGUACAUGUAUGUGGAGCUGUCCUUGCCUUUAGUAUGGGCUCAUUUUACAUGUUUGUUCAGACCAUCCUUUCCUACCAAAUGCAGCCCAAAAUUCACAGCAAACAAGUCUUCUGGGUCCGACUACUGUUGGUUAUCUGGUGUGGAGUAAGUGCACUUAGCAUGAUGACUUGCUCAUCAAUUUUGUACAGUAGUGACUUUGGUCCUGAUAUAGUACAGAAACUACACUGGAACCCAGAGGACAAAGGUUAUGUGCUUCACAUAGUUACUACUGCAGCAGAAUGGUCUAUGUCAUUUUCCUUCUUUGGAUUUUUCCUGACUUAUAUUCGUGAUUUUCAGAAAAUUACUUUACGGGUGGAAGCCAAUUUACAUGGAUUAACCCUCUAUGACACUGUUCCUUGCCCUGUUACCAAUGAAAGAACACCAUUGCUUUCCAGAGAUUUUCAAUGAAUGGAUAAACAUCUUCUAUGAUGAUUGUGAUUCUCAGGGACUGAGAAAAGAUGCAUAAAAGUUGCUUAUUAUACUGUGAAAAUUUGAAUCAGUUAAUCAAGGUUGACAGUGAUAUAAAAAUGAAAGAUGAUAUCAAAAGAAGUGUAAUAAGCCAUCUGAUAAGUUUUCUUAAAGGAUGUUGUUAAGAAGACUAUCUAAAAACAUUAUGUAUAGACUUUUUUAUAAUCCAGAAAAUAAAACCAAAGGAUAACACCAUUGUAGUGUUUGCUACCUUAUCAAAGAAAGCCUGAAGUACAUCAAGUAGUCUCUAUGCUUGGUCUGAAACAUGUUGUUAUUUUAAAAGCAUCUUUUGUUAGCACUAAUUUUAUGAGAGACAUAUUCCAUGGCCCACAGUAAUCAGCAUUGGUCAGCAAAUCAUUCAGAAUCAGGGCUUAAAACUGAAGUUUUACUAUAUUAAUACUUUUCUUAUGAGAGACAUAUUCCAUGGCCCACAGUAAUCAGCAUUGGUCAGCAAAUCAUUCAGAAUCAGGGCUUAAAACUGAAGUUUUACUAUAUUAAUACUUUUCUUAUAGUGCUUAAAAAUGUGCUGCUGCUGCUGCUGUUGUUGUUGUUGUUGUUUGUUGUUGUUAUGGAAUCUCCUCUGUAAAUAGGAGCCUGCCUCAAAUCAUCUGAGAUCUUUGAUGGCUUAAAUUUUCCUCCCUACAGCCCACCCGCAACAAACACGAAAUCAAUGGGUAUUUAUUUGAUUCUGGCCACUUUAAUAUUAAUAUCUAUUAUAUAUGCUUAUAAUAAUUUCAUCAUGUCUGGUCUCUGAGAUUAGACUUUUUAAUUGCCAGUGAAAGAGAGAAAGAUUAUUUGCAAAUAUGCUACCAUGUUGUUCUUUAUAAAAUAAAGGUUAAGGUUGAUGACAUUGCUCAGUACGUAAAUUACUUGCUGCCAACCCUGACUAUCUGAGUUCAAUAUGUAGAAUCCACAUAGUGGAAUCUUGACUUCCAUAUGUAUAUACACAUACACAAUAAAUAAAUGGGAUAAUAGAGAUGAACAGCAAUGUUCCUAAAUAAGAUUGUAAAGUCUGUGAACAAAAGGAGAUAUGAUUAGUAACAUAAAAACCACUCACUAAAGUUAGGGUCUUUGAUUUUUCAUUUAGAGAAAUUUAUAAUUAGUAGUAAAAUUAGUUUUGAGCAGAUAGUUAGCCUAUUUAUUGGAAUAUGAUCUUUUUAAAACCUAGAUCUGAAGAAGAGACUGAAAUCCAAAAUAAAAAUCUGAAUCUUU